This is a messenger RNA of Raphanus sativus (radish), 2654 nucleotides long. Its product is annotated as U-box domain-containing protein 2. The coding region runs from base 251 to 2482 and encodes 743 amino acids. The record is from RefSeq and is a predicted model, not a curated record. Lineage: Eukaryota; Viridiplantae; Streptophyta; Magnoliopsida; Brassicales; Brassicaceae. Gene Ontology annotation, cellular component: nucleus; cytoplasm. Gene Ontology annotation, molecular function: protein binding; ubiquitin-protein transferase activity. The transcript has 6 exons. Gene Ontology annotation, biological process: protein ubiquitination.
ACAUUUUGGGAGGAAAAUAAAAAGACUUGUUAAUAAUCUCCCUUUAGAGGAAGAAAGAAGGAACUGGUCUUACCGCGCUUCCACGGUUCUCUCAUUUACGUCCUCUCCGACAGAGACAUAGAGAGUUGAAACUGCCAUUUCUGCGAGGUGACUUCAUCUUCUUCCUCUCCUUCGUUUUAAGAAACUUCAAUCGUCAAGUUCUUGUUCAGGGGGCUUUGAUUACUACUAAUUGAUUUAUUUCAUUUACAUUAUGGAGGUAAACAUGGAGGUGUCUUGGUUGAGAGUUCUCUUAGAUAACAUCUCCUCAUAUCAAAGCAUAUCAUCCAUGGACACCUUAUAUUCAAACCCUGCUUAUAAAUACUACACCAGAGGAGAAGACAUAGCCAAGCUUCUUCAGCCUGUUCUUGAGAACCUUGUUGGCUCUGAUGCCUCUCCUAGCGAGUUACUUAACAACGGAUUUGAAGAGUUAUCUCAGUACGUUGAUGAACUCAGAGAGCAGUUUGAGAGCUGGGAACCUCUUUCUAGUAGAAUCUUUUAUGUUCUUCAAAUUGAAUCAUUAGCUUCAAAAUUGCGAGAAUCUAGUUUGGAAGUCUUUCAGCUGCUCAAACACUGCGAACAACACUUACCUGCCGAUCUUGUUUCACCAUCGUUUGAGGACUGCAUAGAACUGGUGAAGUUAGUAGGAAGAGAUGAAGUUUCAUAUACUAUUGAUCUCGCUCUGAUAGAUCAAAAGGAAGGUAAUGGACCCACUUCAGAGGCUCUAGUCAAAAUUGCUGAGAGUGUUGGUCUAAGAUCCAACCAGGAGAUUCUCAUAGAAGGUGUGGUGCUUGCAAGUCUGAAGGAGAACGCAGAGCUUACCGAGAAUAACACCGAAGCUGAGUUUAUAGAAGGAUUGAUCUCUCUUACAACACAAAUGCAUGAUUACCUUACCAACAUAAAGCAGUCUCAGUUAGGUUGUUCUGUCCCUGUACCUCCCGACUUCCGCUGCCCUCUAUCCCUCGAGCUUAUGACUGAUCCAGUCAUUGUGACAUCUGGUCAAACAUACGAACGGGCUUUUAUCGAAAAAUGGUUUGAUAUGGGACUCAUGGUUUGCCCAAAGACGAGGCAGGCUCUGUCUCAGACCAGUUUGACACCUAACUUCAUCGUCAAGGCAUUCAUUGCAAACUGGUGCGAGUCAAACAAUGUCAAUCUUCCUGAUCCAUUGGAGUUGGUUCAGUCAAGUCAGGCAUUCCCUCUUCUCGUUGAACCAGCUUCUGAUGAUGAGUGUGAUGAUUCUCAGCCUCUUUCUUCGGAGAGAGCUCCAUCAUCACCUAUGAAGAUUGGUGGAAACGGCCGUACGGAAUCUUUAGACGCUACCAAGUGCGAGAAGCUGCGUCAGGUGGUCCUAAGCAGGUCUGUCUCUGCACCAGGGAUUGUCUGCGAAGAAGUGGUUUCCAAAUCCGAAAGAAUCACUAACGAUGCUGCUGACACAUCAGUCUCUUCCAAAACCGAAACAAUCGUCAACGAUGCAACACCAUCAGUCUCCUCCAAACCUGUGUGGCGGCUUCCAUCAGGGAGGCAUUUCAACCACCCGGGGAUCAUACCAGCGACCAUAAGAGAAACCGGAAGCAGUUCAAGCAUAGAAUCCGAGGUUAAGAAACUGAUCGAAGAUCUCAAGAGCACUUCUCCGGACGCACAGAGAGAGGCAACAGCUAGAGUCAGGAUACUGUCGAGAAACAGCACGGACAACCGCAUCGUCAUCGCCAGGUGCGGUGCGAUCGACUCGUUAGUCGAUCUUCUCUACUCCACGGACGAGAGGAUCCAAGCGGACGCGGUGACUUGCUUGCUGAACCUAUCCAUCAACGACAACAACAAAUCAGUCAUAGCAGACAGUGGAGCUAUAGAGCCGCUCAUCCACGUCCUCAAGACGGGAAACCUAGAAGCCAAAGAGAACUCGGCAGCGACGCUCUUCAGCUUAUCAGUGAUAGAAGAGAACAAGACCAAGAUAGGUGAAGCGGGAGCGAUAGAGCCGCUUGUUGAUCUCUUGGGACACGGGAGUUUGAGAGGGAAGAAAGACGCGGCCACGGCUCUGUUUAACCUCUCGAUACACCACGAGAACAAGGCGAAAGUGAUCGAGGCGGGGGCGGUUAAGUACUUGGUCGAGCUGAUGGAUCCCGCGGCUGGGAUGGUGGAGAAAGCUGUGGUCGUGCUGGCGAAUCUUGCGACGGUUAGAGAAGGGAAGGUUGCGAUCGGUGAGGAAGGAGGUAUACCGGUGCUGGUGGAAGUGGUGGAGUUAGGUUCGGCGAGAGGGAAGGAGAAUGCGACCGCUGCGCUUUUGCAGCUUGCUAUGCAUAGUCAGAGGUUCUGUAACAGUAUUAUUAGAGAAGGAGCUAUUCCACCUCUUGUGGCUCUUACUAAAUCAGGAACAGCUAGAGCUAAAGAGAAGGCACAUAAUCUUCUGAAGUACUUCAAAUCCCAAAAACAAAACCAGAGGAGAGGCUGAUCUUUUGCUUGUACUACUACUAACCUAUACAUGUAUGAUACAUAAUAUACGUAUGUAUAUAUGUUGUUGUAUUAUAUAGCGAUUCUUAUGGAAAACCUAUGUGUAUAACAUGAAUCUCUAAGCUUAGAGAAUUGUAUACAAUUUUCUUAAUAUUAUUUCAUUGAAGAAAAUA